UUAAUUCAGUAAACAGACACAGAUGACGCAGUAACAAAAAUAAGUAUAAGACGAAUUUAGUACUAUUUUCCAAAGUUUUGUUGUAUCAAACAACUUGUUUAGUUGGAAGCGUAACUACUUUGAAUAUUCAUCAUACAUUGCUGAAGUAUAUCGAUAGUGCGACAUGUCCUCUAUUCCUUCAGAGUUCCUGUUUCCUGUGGGCAUCUUAACGGCUAGUAUAUUAACGCUACGUCGCUACAAAAUCCGAAAAUGGGGCUGGGUUACGGACAGAUACUCCCUUAAGGGAAAAUUAUUUAUUAUAACAGGAGCAAACACGGGACUCGGCUACGAGACGACGAAAGCUCUGACUGCUCGACAAGCUACGACGAUUAUGGCAUGUAGAAAUAUUUCCAAAGCUUACAAGGCCAUUAGCCGUAUAAGGCAAGAAACCAGCGAGGGGCAACUUAUACCAAUGGAAUUGGACUUAGCGUCCUUAGAGUCGAUACGUAACUUUGCAAUGAAAAUUAAAGAAAACUACCCAAACUUUGAUUGCUUGGUGAACAACGCUGGUUUAGCAGCUCAAACACCCCAAUUUACAAAGGAAGGAUUCGAAAUACACUUUGGCGUGAAUCAUUUGGGCCAAUUUCUUUUGGUAGAUUUAUUAAAAGACAAUUUGAUUGCAAAUAGUUCUCGUGUUGUUAUUGUAUCCUCGCGUAUGCAUGAGAUUGAUGCCAACAUCGAUUUGGAAAGCCUCGGUAAAUGGGUACAAUACGGAAGUCGCCUGAAUCGAUUGUAUAACAAUUCGAAGUUGAUGAACUUCUAUUAUGCACGAGAGCUUUAUAAGCGAGGUUUCAACGUUCAUCUUUUAUGUCCAGGACUAUGCCAUACGGAUUUCUUCCGAAAUUAUGAUCCCAAAUGGUACCACUAUCUGCUUUUUUCGCCAAUUGUGUGGUUAAUGCUGCGAUCUGCCGAACAGGGUGCUCAAAACAUAAUUCAUUGUGCAACGGAUAGCACUGUUGACGAGAGACGCAAUCCCGCAACUGGGUACUUCAUAUCAAACAUGAAAAUGAGAAAAUCAAAGUUUCCAUUCGACGAGGAAAUUUCCCGACGGCUGUGGGAAGAAAGCGUCAAAGCGAUUGCAGCUAGCAGCAAGCAAAGUUGAUAUUAACACAAUUAAAAGAUUAUAUUAGAGCUAAUCUGUUUUGUAUAGAUUUGGUUAUAAAAUAGGAGGCUUUAGAAUACUGUACAAUGAUAUUGAAUCAUACUGGUGAUGGGAUAGAGGACAUGCCCGAUGUAUGCACAUAGAUAAUCUUACUAUUAUCGAUAGGUGUUCGAUUGAUGGAAUUAUGUACAUAGUCGCACAUACCAGCUAAUUAAUUUCAGUUAUCUGGCUAACAAAAAAACAUACUAACUUCAUUCUACUCAUCAGCACUAGCAUUUUUGCAACCGAAUGUUAUUGAUUUGCGACUUUUUUUUUUGGUUGUAAUAGUAUCGACAAAAAGUUAUUGUUGAAGAUCUGUUCGUAGUGAUUUGCGGCAAAGUUGUGGUGUUUGUGUUCAAAAUAUACAUGUAUUCCAAGGCUUGUGGAAAAUUUGAGUGCUGUUCGAUGAAGUCAAUAUACACGGAGACCUCGAAUUUGUACCAAAACUUCUGGAAUUAUCUGGGUUGCUCUAACAAUAAUUCUUUUCAUAAAUGUAGAAAUAGCAGGCGUUUUCCCUUCAGAAUGAUAAAACAUAAAUUGAAUUAUUCUGCUAUGAACUGAAGUUAAACAAAGUAUUCCUUUUAAUAACAUUUUUAAUGCUCUCGAAAUCAUUGCCUUAAAGAAAUGUUGUUAAAUUAUUAACUUAUCUUUGUUAGAAUUUUAAAAGUGGUUACUAACACUUAACUGCGUUUGGUGAUACGCUUAAGACUGCGAGCUAUUUCCACUAGCUCUAGCUCAAAUCAGCGAAUGACGUUUGAAAUUGGUGUGGCCACUAGAGGUGUAAUGACAUUUUUGUAUUUAAUAUUAUUUAAGAGAAAGUAUAUUAUCUAGCCAAUUUAAUAUCUUUUGUUAAAUUCAAUCAUUGACAUUAAUAAAUUUUGCUUGUGAAAUUUGACCAAUUUAA
This is a messenger RNA of Wyeomyia smithii (pitcher-plant mosquito), 2084 nucleotides long. RefSeq names its product trafficking protein particle complex subunit 2-like protein. NCBI's taxonomy places the organism in Eukaryota, Metazoa, Arthropoda, Insecta, Diptera, Culicidae. Bases 164 to 1141 code for a protein of 325 amino acids. The record is from RefSeq and is a predicted model, not a curated record. The transcript is spliced from 3 exons. Gene Ontology annotation, cellular component: TRAPP complex; cytoplasm; nucleus. Gene Ontology annotation, biological process: endoplasmic reticulum to Golgi vesicle-mediated transport.